Molecule: messenger RNA, 1141 nt
Organism: Schistosoma spindalis
Lineage: Eukaryota; Metazoa; Platyhelminthes; Trematoda; Strigeidida; Schistosomatidae
Source: the annotation of a GenBank genome assembly
GCUAACAAUAUUUCGUUAUUAUCAAUGGCAACUAAUUCAAAACUGCGUAUUGGUACACAUGAUGGACGAUUCCAUUCAGAUGAAGUACUUGCAUGUGCAAUGCUUAAGCAUUUGCCGGAAUACUCAAAUGCUGAGAUUAUACGCACGAGAGAUUCAAGUAUUUUGUCAACGUGUGAUAUCGUCGUUGACGUUGGCGGUGUAUUCAAUGCUGAAAAUCAUUUAUACGACCAUCAUCAAAGAGAAUUCAAUCUUACUUAUAAAGAUUUUCAUCCAAAUUCUGAUUGGGAUAUAAAAUUAAGUAGUGCAGGUCUGAUAUACGUUCAUUUCGGUCGAAAAAUACUAAGUUGUAUACUUGGUAGAGAUGAAAAUACUAUGGAUCCAUUGGUGACGGCACUUUUUGAUAAGAUGUAUAGUUCAUUUAUUGUUGAGAUAGACGCCAUCGACAAUGGUGUUCCAAUGGCAACAACACCUUUAAAAUAUUCUACGAAUACAUCCUUAAGUAGUCGAGUGAGUCGUAUGAAUCCAGCUUGGAAUCAGUUGGAUGCAGAUGAAACUAUUUGCUUUCAUAAUGCUUUACAAUUAGUUGAUAAAGAGUUUACAACUUUAGUUCAUUUCUAUGCUGAUACAUGGUAUCCAGCUCGUGAAAUUGUAUUAAAUGCUGUCAAAAACCGAUAUUCAAUUGAUCCAUCUGGUACAAUAAUUUAUAUUGAAGGUAAUGGAUGUCCAUGGAGUGCACAUUUUUUUGAAAUUGAAAAAUCUUUAUUAUUAAAUAAUAUGAAUGUAAAUGAAAUUGAGAAAAAAAAUAAUCAAAUUUUAUUUGUUAUUUAUCAACGUAAAGAUAGUACAUGGACUUUACAAUCUAUACCAUUGAAUGAACAUAAUAAUUUUUCACAAAGACUUCCGUUACCUGAAAGUUGGAGAGGUUUACGUGAUGAAGAGUUAAGUAGUGUUGUUGGACUGCCUGAUUGUAUAUUUGUACAUUCUACUGGGUUCUUAGGUGUACAUAAAACUCGUGACGGUGUUCUACAAAUGGCAAGAUUAACCAUAAAAAUGAAAGAAAAUCAGUAACUUCUGUUCUGUUUUAUCAUUAUCUAUUUUUAUCCUGGUUCCUAAAACUAAGAAGUACACGUAUAUACUUUUU